Messenger RNA from Neltuma alba, 3476 nucleotides. RefSeq names its product protein FAR-RED ELONGATED HYPOCOTYL 3. Gene Ontology annotation, molecular function: zinc ion binding. Gene Ontology annotation, biological process: regulation of DNA-templated transcription. The coding region runs from base 636 to 3167 and encodes 843 amino acids. The transcript is spliced from 9 exons. The record is from RefSeq and is a predicted model, not a curated record. NCBI's taxonomy places the organism in Eukaryota, Viridiplantae, Streptophyta, Magnoliopsida, Fabales, Fabaceae.
AGGAGGACAGCUAAUCUGACCGGACCGGAUAAUUUGUGGUUAAUCCGCUAACCCGGUUUGAUCCAUUUGGGUCUCCUUCCUUCCCUUCAAGGACCCAAAAAUGUUCAUCCGGGGCCAAACUCUGCCCCCCACCCCACUUCUUGUAUAAUUCCGUUCGUUCUUAACUACUUUUUAUUGUUCUUCAACCAUAUUUGUUCCCUCCGUCUCGGCUUCUUUUCCGGCAACGGCGUAGGGUUGAUUCACAGAUAGAUUGUCAACUGAAUUGGGCAGCUGAAGAUAUACUUGAGUAAUCAUACGCCUAGAGUUUCUUGUUAGAGCGAGAUUAAAGCUUGAAAUUGGCAGAGCGGGAGAUAGCAGAAGCAUCACUCCGAAUCCUCAGGGUGGGCCGAGAUUGGACGACACGCGCCACUCCAUGGCGCAAGUGAGGAAGUAUGACAGUUGGAUUGGAAGUGAGGAGGGGCCUUUGGAAACCCUAUGAAUAAAAAUUUGAAGAGUUGAAGAGCGGGGUUCGUCCACUCGCCCGGCCUCUCGCGUGAGAUUUCCAGCUUCUGGCCAACUUGAGAAGGGCACCUUCUUUCAUGUAAUCAGAGUUUAAGGUACUGCUGAAAAUCAUCAGGCUGAAAGCUGUUGUCAUCAUGGACAUAGAUCUAAGGUUACCUUCUGGUGACCACGAUAAGGAUGAAGAACAAAAUACAAUUGCUGACAUAUUGGAAGAUGAAGAAAAAUUGCAUACCGGCGAUCUAGAAGGCCAGAAUAUGGUUGGUGCCAGUGUUGAUGCGCAUGCUCUAGAUAGUGGAGAUUUGAAUUCAUCUACAGUGGAUAUGGCGAUAUUUAAGGAAGAGACAAAUCUUGAGCCCCUUUCUGGCAUGGAAUUUGAGUCUCAUGGGGAAGCUUAUUCUUUCUACCAAGAAUAUGCAAGGUCAAUGGGAUUCAACACUGCAAUACAAAAUAGUCGCCGUUCGAAAACAUCGAGAGAAUUUAUAGAUGCAAAAUUUGCUUGUUCCAGGUAUGGGACAAAAAGAGAGCAUGACAAAUCAUUCAAUCGACCCCGUGCCCGACAGAACAAGCAAGAUGCUGAAAAUUCAACUGGUCGAAGAUCUUGUUCUAAGACUGAUUGUAGAGCAAGCAUGCAUGUAAAAAGAAGGCCUGAUGGAAAAUGGGUAAUACAUAGUUUUGUGAAGGAGCAUAAUCAUGAGCUUUUACCAGCACAAGCUGUCAGUGAGCAAACAAGAAAAAUGUACGCUGCAAUGGCUAGACAGUUUGCUGAAUACAAAACUGUGGUUGGUCUUAAGAAUGAGAAAAGUCCAUUUGACAAAGGCCGGAAUUUGGGCCUGGAGUUGGGGGAUGCGAAGCUUCUACUUGAUUUUCUGGUGCAGAUGCACAGUAUGAAUUCAAACUUCUUUUACGCGGUAGAUAUUGGUGAGGAUCAACGUCUGAAAAAUGUUCUAUGGAUUGACGCUAAAAGUAGGCAUGACUAUAUGAACUUUUGUGAUGUAGUUUCUUUUGACACCAUCUAUGUUAGAAACAAAUACAAGUUACCCCUUGCGGUUCUUGUUGGAGUAAAUCAUCACUAUCAAUUUAUACUGCUUGGGUGUGCCUUAAUAUCAGAUGAAAGUGCUGCUACUUAUUCUUGGCUAAUGCGGACAUGGCUGAAAGGAGUUGGUGGCCAUGCUCCGAAAGUGAUCAUCACUGACCAUGACAAGGCAUUAAAGUCAGUUAUUUUAGAUGUCUUUCCUAAUGCUCGUCACUCCAUGUGUUUAUGGCAUGUGUUGGGGAAGGUGUCUGAAAAUCUAUCUCGUGUAAUUAAGCAACGUGAGAAUUUUAUGGCAAAAUUUGAAAAAUGCAUCUAUAGGUCAUGGACAAACGAUGAGUUUGAGAAGAGGUGGUUGAAAAUUGUUGAUAGGUUUGGACUCCAAGAGGAUGAAUGCAUGCAGUCCUUGUAUGAAGAUCGCAAGUUAUGGGUGCCAACAUUCAUGAGGGAUAUUUUCUUAGGUGGUUUGUCCACCGUCCAGCGAUCAGAAAGUGUGAAUUCAUUCUUUGAUAAAUAUGUACAUAAGAAGACCUCUGUGCAAGAUUUUGUCAAGCAGUAUGAAGCAAUCUUGCAAGACAGGUAUGAAGAGGAAGCAAAAGGUGAUUCUGAGACAUGGAAUAAAGGGGCAACAUUAAAAACUCCUUCACCAUUGGAGAAGAGUGUUGCAGGGAGUUACACACAUGCAGUGUUCAAGAAGAUUCAAGUCGAGGUUAUCGGUGCAGUUGCUUGUCAUCCUAAAGCUGAAAGACAGGAUGAUGCAGGCAUUACUUACAAGGUUCAUGAUAUGGAAAAGAAUCAAGACUUCAUUGUUGUGUGGAAUGAAAUUAAAUCUGAAGUGUCAUGCAUAUGUCGGUUAUUUGAAUAUAGAGGUUUUCUUUGUCGACAUGCAUUGAUUGUUCUUCAAUAUUCUGGCCUUUCGGUAAUCCCAUCCCGAUAUAUCUUGAAACGGUGGACGAGAGAUGCUAAAGAUAGACAAACAAUGGGAGAAGAAUCCGAACAUGUACUGGCUAGGGUACAACGAUACAAUGAUUUAUGUCGGCAAGCAAUGAAGUUGAGUGAAGAGGGAUCUCUAUCUCAAGACAGUUAUAGUAUUGCAUUCCAUGCGUUACGUGAAGCAUACAAAAGUUGUGUGACUGUGAACAAUUCUAGCAAGAGUCCUACCGAAGUUGUCAUGUCAGCUAGUCACAGUCAGCUCUCUGCUGAAGAAGAUACCCAGAGUAGAAAUAUGGGCAAGACAAACAAAAAGAAAAAUCCAACUAAAAAGAAAAAGCUGAACUCCGAAUCUGAAGUCAUGACAGUUGGGGCACAGGAUAACAUGCAGCAAAUGGACAAAUUCAACGCAAGGGCAGUAACCCUAGAUGGUUAUUAUGGCUCUCAACAGAGCGUUCAGGGAAUGUUGAACUUGAUGGGACCAACACGUGAUAAUUAUUAUGGGAAUCAACAGACAAUUCAGGGGCUGGGACAGUUAAGUUCCAUACCAACAAGCCACGAUGGUUACUAUGGUGCUCAUCAAAGCAUGCCUGGUCUGGCACAGCUUGAUUUUUUCCGUGCAUCAACAAAUUUCACUUAUGGCAUUCGGGAUGAUCCAAAUGUAAGACCGACACAAUUGCAUGAGGACCCAUCAAGACAUGCAUGAGUGUGUGUAACAUAAUACAGAAUAUCUUUUUGUUGGGGUAAAUCUGCCCUGUGAAAUUUUUACUGCUUGGGUGUGCCUUAAUAUCAGAUGAAAGUUGCAACAUGAUACAAAUAUCUGUUGUUUAUUAUAGAUCAUGUUUAUAAAUGGUAGAAGGGUUUGGUGUUGAAAAUCUUGUAGAGGUAGUUGGUUGUAUUGUAGUUCUGAUUCUUUAGGCCGCUUGUCAAGCUGUAAUCAGAGUAUUGUAGGUUGUCAUGAAAAUUUUCAAAUGUUCUUCAUUUUCCAUUAGUUCAUUUAUGGCCACUUUCUUUA